UUCAACUAAAUGACCUUCUUCAAGGGGAAAGAUCACCUAUUUUCCUUUAACAUUCAUUCUCAGCUUAAGAUUUUCUUUAGGAAGAAACGUCCGUUAGAUACUCCGAUUUAAGUUUAGAAAUUUUCCUUCGCUUAGUUAUAGGAGUUUAUUCCUAGUAAAGGUAUAUUGGUUUAUUUUACAGUAUUCGAAGUCUCCUAGGCUUUCAUUUCUGUACAUGCUGGUGGCGCCCUAUGGUAACCACGAUUCCGCGAAACACACUCACACCAUCAUCUUGCUUCAUGGCCGCGGCAGCACCGGGGAAGAGUUUGCCGAAGAACUGCUUGAAUCAGAACUGUCCAACGGAAACACACUGCAAGAACAGCUCCCAACUUGGCGAUGGGUCUUUCCUUCGUUCCCCGAGCUUUGGAGCACUGCUUUCGAGGAGACAAUGCCGGCCUGAAUUCGAGGCACACUCUCUGACCGACGUCACCAAAAGGCAGGAUUUGCAAAUAGCCGGGAUUCACGACUCGGUCCAGUACCUGGCCCGUCUGUUAGAGAAGGAGACAAGAAGUUGGGAGGCGCAGCUCACAGGGUUGCGCUGGGCGGCAUCAAUCAGGGAGGCGCGGUUGCAGUGUGGACGUUGCUCUACGCAGGCGACGGCGACGUCGCCCAACGAUUGGGAGGUUUCGUGGGCGCAAGUACCUGGCUCCCCUUCGCCGAUGGCCUUUAGCGGUAUCUCAACGGACGAUACAUCAUGGGAGACGACGAUCAAGUCAGUGAGCAGAUGCAUUCGUGAAGGCGAUGACGGCUUCCGCAAGGCGGGCUCUGCACCAGCGUGGCACUUCUGAGGUCAACCGGCAUCCUGUUCCAGCGUUUUCGGCUCACGGAACGGACGAUGCAUAUGUGGAUAUCGAGCUCGGACUAGUAGGCGGCACGCGUGUUGAAGAAUGUCGGGGCGAAGGUCUC
Parathielavia appendiculata is the source of this 945-nucleotide messenger RNA. RefSeq lists its product as uncharacterized. Bases 231 to 827 code for a protein of 198 amino acids. The record is from RefSeq and is a predicted model, not a curated record. NCBI's taxonomy places the organism in Eukaryota, Fungi, Ascomycota, Sordariomycetes, Sordariales, Chaetomiaceae. The transcript has 3 exons.